Pogona vitticeps (central bearded dragon) is the source of this 1539-nucleotide messenger RNA. The record is from RefSeq and is a predicted model, not a curated record. NCBI's taxonomy places the organism in Eukaryota, Metazoa, Chordata, Lepidosauria, Squamata, Agamidae.
UCCAGAACCCUGCUUUUACAGGAUUCUCAGUCUCAUGAAGUGGGGUCUACAGUAUCAAUUGUACUUGUAUGGGAAUCAGUCAUCACAGAUCAAUUGCCAUAGACAGAAAAAUCCUGCUAUUUCAGAAACAGAACCAAGAGGAGUGAUCUAAACUGUCAGUUGCUAAAGAAAGAAGUAACUACGUGAUAUACAUGUGUAUCUGAGCCAGCCACGUAAGUGUCAUCCCUAGAACCACACAAGGCCAUUUCAAGUUGUUUCUUAUGAAACAGCCUGUGGCUGACAUCCUUCUCUAAUUUUGGCUGCAAUGUGAGAAGAUCUGAGAAGAUCAGAGCUAGCUGGCAACAGAGAGUGACUUUCAUGCUAGAAAAGCUAGUUCUUCAAAUAUUGAUUCCACCUCACAAAUACUGAUUCCAUACCAUCUUUUCUCAUUGGAGAAAAGUGGAAAUAAGAAUACUGGCAGGUCAUAAACCAAAUGAUGACACACAAAGUCAGAGUUCAAAGAUGUAACAGAUUCCAGGACAUCAGUCACAAGGACCAGUUUCCUCUUCCCAGCAUGAUCACAAAUGGUUGGCUUUUGCACAUCUGCUUUCUGAUGCUCUCUGUCACUGAAAUCUUGUCCCAGGGCUGCAGCCAACUUCGCAGCAAGCUACAGCAAGCCAACAUGGACAAUCUAGAACUUCUGGGCAAAAAAAUGGGAACAACCAUUCCGUUACAAUGUGUAGAUGAUAUAAUCAACUUCUCAUCCAAACCCAAUGAUGUGAGUCUUCCAAGCAUUUAUGAGUUCCAAAAGGAGAACGCCACGGUGGCCAUUGAUGAAAUCCUCCAGCAGAUCAUUUACGUCUUUAGUGAAAACCACACUCAGCUGCCUUGGGAUGAGAAUUCCGUCACUGUUUUCAGGCUUGGGUUAGACCAGGCAAUUGGGGAAUUGGCGCCCUGCUUGAAUACAGGGAUGCAGGACAUCAGAGACAAAGUGAAAAAAUACUUUGAACGAAUCAAUGUCCUCCUGAAAGACAAAGAGUACAGCCUGUGUGCCUGGGAGAUUGUCCAAAUGGAAGUUAGACAGUGUUUAAUAGUGAUUAAUCAACUCAUCACAAGGCUCUCCAAUGAAGCUCCUGUUGCAGCAGCUGAGGCAGAUGAGAUGAACACUCCAGGACCGUGCCCUGCCUCAGCUUCUUCAAGGGUGAAAGAGAAGCAGGAAUCAGAUUUACCUACAGUCAUUGAUGCAGUAAUACAGGAAGAAGAACUGAAUGACACGGGAACUUGAAGCAUGCCACAAACUGCUCCGCUCUCACAGGAUUCUUCCUGUGACACAUUAGUAGGAAGUGAAACAGCUGCUUUACAUUUCAUCACUAACUGAAUUGUUUCCUUAAGUUCCAAAGAACAUUUUUAAAUUUGGAAAUACACUAUGCUACACUAAAGCCAUAGAAAAUAAAAGCCCCAAAUGAAACAAAAUGAAACGAACCAAAGAAGACAAAUGUGUAAUAGAAUAGGUAAAAAUGGAAAGCUAUUUUUCUAUAUUUCCUCUCCUUUCUGUCAAGA